AUGAUUCGAGGUGAUCAAAGUAAGGACAACAUUGUUAAGAAGCCAGAGAGGAAGAAGGCUACUGAAGGCAAAAAACAUAAGUCUAAAUGCCUUCCAGCAGGCAAAUACUGCCUUAUCAGUUGUGAUAUGGAUACAACUGGACGGAGGUUAAAAGAUGAAAUAUGCCAUAUAGCAGCAUACACUCCGACUAGCCAAUUUUCCCAGUAUAUCAUGCCUUAUGAAAAUUUAAACCCGAGGGCCAGGCGAAGACAUAAUAUUCGUGUUACAACUGAUGGCCGUUUUAGAGUUUUGAGAAGCAAUAUAAACAAUAAGGUUAUAAGAACGAAGUCAGAAAUAUUUGGGUUAAUAGAUUUUUUGAAUUGGCUAGCAGAAGUCAAGUCAAAGUCAGAUAGAGCAGGUGUAAUUCUCAUAUUUCAUGAACCUAAGAAAAUGGUAUCUUACAUGCUCUUAGAAGCUCUUCAACGUUACCAUUUACUUGGAAAGUUUAGUGAAAUUGUUAAGGGUUUUGCAAAUGGACAUGCAUUAGCCGAAGAGAAAUGUUCAGCUACCAUGAAGUCUCUUAACCUUAAAGUUUUAUCCAGAGUCUUACUAGAUCGCGAAGAACAAUUCGAUAAUGCAUCAAAUAGAGCAAAAAUUAUUUGGGAAAUAGCUCAACAUCUUGGUCAAGGUGAACAAAAGAACUUAGCAGCUGGUAUUGGAGAUCCAAAUCGUGUAAUAUUAGGCAACAUGGUUGAAGUAGUUCGCCAGUAUUCCCAUUCUAUUUUUGUAGAAUUAAUUGAACUAAAAGAACUGCGCAAAGUAGCUGAAAGAAGUAGCUCAUUCCAGCCAAUAUUUAGUGCAGCUAGGAAAAUGAAUUAUCGGGAUAUUCAGCGCACAAAUGUUUUAAGAUCAAUAUUGGCUGAAGGCAAAUCUGAUUAUAAUACUAUGAAAAGCACUUAUGAUACAAAUGGAAAACAAGGCCUAAUAAAGGAAUUGGCCAAAUUGCAAAUUACAAGGAAAGAUCAACAAUAUGAUUUAUUAGAGAUAUUGGACUCACAUUUUGAUCCAAAACGUACUGCUACAUUCCCCAAUACAAAAACGCCAAGAAAAACUGUAAAUAGGAAAUUAAUUAAGACUGUUAGCAGUGAUGAUAGUGGAGCUGUGUCUCUUGAUACAACUAGAACAACUUCUCCUUUAAAGAAUGCUGCAGAUAACACUGUGAAGACUAAUUAA
This is a messenger RNA of Ctenocephalides felis (cat flea), 1212 nucleotides long. RefSeq names its product maternal protein exuperantia-1-like. The coding region runs from base 1 to 1212 and encodes 403 amino acids. Lineage: Eukaryota; Metazoa; Arthropoda; Insecta; Siphonaptera; Pulicidae. Gene Ontology annotation, biological process: bicoid mRNA localization. Gene Ontology annotation, molecular function: protein homodimerization activity; RNA binding. The record is from RefSeq and is a predicted model, not a curated record. The transcript is spliced from 2 exons.